AAAGACAGCAACAACUUCGUGCUGCCCCGUGUUUACUGUCAAGUACAUCCACUGCCGCUAUUCAUGUCCAGAGGGUGGCGACUGUGCGGGAGCAGAUACUUUUGUUGACGGAAGUUUCCGCGGAAGAAGAGCGAGGCAACGAUGGUGCGCGUGAAGUCUAGGUAUUUACUGUGCGAAGUCAACGUGUCAGAGAGGAGCCACUUGUUGUUGCUGGAUGAUCGAGCCAUUGGAGCGGCUGUGAAGGAGGCAGUGGCCCGUAUACACGGGGACUAUGGGGCAGCUCUGUGCAGCAUCCGAUUCAGUGUGAAAUAUCUGAAUGCUCAUACUGGAGUAGUAUUUCUACGUUUCCCCAAACGGUGUUACAAACUUCUCUGGUCUGCGUUGCCUUUCAUUACCAAUGUGGAGACUCGUGGCCAAAAGAUUCCAUGUUUUCUGAACUGUUUGCAUGUAGGAGGAACAAUUAGAACGUGUCAAAAGUUUCUGAUCCGAUACAAUACCCAGCAGCUCCAUCGAAUGCUCCCUAAAUGUAAAAACGAAGAAGAAAAACAACAGGUUCAAAAAGCAAUUCUGGACUGUUGCAUACCAGGGGGAAAGAAUAAAUCAUUUGGAGCUGAAUCAGAGAGCGAGGAAGAUGAAGAAGAGUGACUUCACUACUUGUGUUCAAGUCGUUCCCAGAUGCCUGGUUGUGGUUAUUUUUGUUGUGGGACUGCUAGAAAGAACUACAAAACCAACUCUGUGGAUGCAUGGUUUAUUGCAGUUUCUUAGUACAUUUGUUAGUCAAUAAACUAACUAUGUAUGCCUGACUGCCAAGGUACACUUAAAAUGAUGACUGUCACAUGGGUAAUCGGGCUGAUGGUCAGUAUUAGUAUCCUUUUAACAGCAAGGUUUAUACCCCAGCUGAUGCUGACACUGACUGUCGCAGUGGUCUGCAAUCAUAUGUUACAAAAUAAGUCUAUGGCCUCAUUCUGAAGAGUCUAUUGUUUUAUGUUGCAAUGACUUUAUUUUGUAUUUAUGAUAUAAUUUGUGCUAAUCUGUAUUUGUAUUAUUAUUAUUAUUUUUUAUAUAAAUUAAAACACUUCUUUUGAAUUAA
This is a messenger RNA of Mugil cephalus (flathead mullet), 1090 nucleotides long. RefSeq names its product POP5 homolog, ribonuclease P/MRP subunit (gene pop5). Gene Ontology annotation, molecular function: ribonuclease P RNA binding. The transcript has 5 exons. Gene Ontology annotation, cellular component: ribonuclease P complex. Gene Ontology annotation, biological process: tRNA 5'-leader removal. The record is from RefSeq and is a predicted model, not a curated record. NCBI's taxonomy places the organism in Eukaryota, Metazoa, Chordata, Actinopteri, Mugiliformes, Mugilidae. Bases 142 to 645 code for a protein of 167 amino acids.